This is a messenger RNA of Contarinia nasturtii (swede midge), 1218 nucleotides long. Its product is annotated as regucalcin-like. The transcript has 4 exons. NCBI's taxonomy places the organism in Eukaryota, Metazoa, Arthropoda, Insecta, Diptera, Cecidomyiidae. Gene Ontology annotation, biological process: L-ascorbic acid biosynthetic process. Gene Ontology annotation, molecular function: enzyme regulator activity; gluconolactonase activity; calcium ion binding. The record is from RefSeq and is a predicted model, not a curated record. Bases 86 to 1063 code for a protein of 325 amino acids.
GUGAUUCGCACAUUACACUUUAAAUAAGGAGUCAGGAAACAAUGAAACUACUUAGUGUUCGUUUUGUCAUUGAGAAGAUUACAUCAUGAUUUACCUACAUCAUACCAUUUUCCUUUUAAUUAUUUGUGCUUUCAGCUUUGGAGUUGAAAUAGAGCAAUUGCCUUCUCCUCGAAGUUUGUGUGGAGAAGGGCCACAUUGGGAUCAAGCAACUCAAAGUUUGUAUUAUAUUGACAUCGAAGGACCCGAAGCAACUAUUCUGCGUUACGAUUAUGGCGAGAAUAAAACAUAUGGGGCAACAGUAGAAAAUGUUCCAUUGAUGACAUUUGUUUUACCGAUUGAAAAUAGCAUCGAUGAAUUUUUGGUUGGUGGACAGCAUACUGCUUCAGUUAUUAGCUGGGAUGGCAAAUCCUCCAAGGGUGAAUUUGUUCGGAACGCUUUUGAAGUUGAAACAGACAAGUACUACGAUACUAAUCGAUUUAAUGAUGCCAAAUGUGAUGCAGCUGGAAGAUUUUACGGUGGAACACAGCGUAAGGGAAGUUGUGGAGGUCCGUUCACUGACGUUGCAAAUGCGUCUUUUUACACUUUCGAUCAUGAAAAUGGUGUAAAACAAUUAAAACAAAACGUUUUGAUUUCAAACGGUCUGACGUGGGUAGGCGAUAAAUUUUACUACAUCGACUCAUGUACACACGAUAUCAAGGAAUACGAUUAUAAUAGCGUGAAUGGUGAAUUAUCAAAUGAGCGUAUCAUAUUCACGCUUAGAGAGAACGGAAAAGUACCAGAGUAUAUAUUUGAUGGUAUGACUAGCGAUGUUGACGGAAAUUUAUUUAUAGCCACCUAUGAUGAUUACAAAGUAAUGAAAAUCAAUCCAAAAAGUGGCGAGCUGUUGGCUGAAUAUAAACUUCCUACUGGUCAAGUUACCUCGGUUGCUUUUGGAGGACCGAAUUUGGACAUCCUUUUUGUGACAACGGCAUCGAGACGGACUCAACAGCCCGAAGCUGGUCAUUUGUACAAAAUCACUGGCCUCGAAACUAGAGGCACGUCUGGAGUUAAAGUCAAACUAUAAGAAUUUUUUUAUUGGUGUCUACAAAGACAAAUACUUCCAAAAUCCUCUUUCAUUGUCAGUUUCUUGCAUUAUAUAAUCCACGAAUCGAAAAUGAUAAUUUUUAUAACUCAAGUCAAGAUUAAACUGUUUUGUAAUAAAAUAAUAAUAAUAUCUCC